UAGUGGUCCACAGGGUCGGCGAUCGAACAUGAUGGUGCCCACCACGUGGUGUGCCGCAGCAGCGUGAGCAGCAGCACUACCGUCACCACAAUAAAAACCGUGUUUGGUAACGAAACGAUAACGCUGGCUCGUUCGAUUAGCAAUAAUAUCACAAGAUUUAUUAUUCGUAUGUAUAUUAUUUUAUUUUUCUCCCCUCGGCGCCCACGACAAUUGUAAUAAUUUACAAUAAUUGUAACGAUCUUGCAACGAGUGGUACAUAAUAAUCAUACACGUACAUAGGUAAUUGUCACGAUCGUCGUCGUGAAAAUAACAAAUAUCAUAACAAGACAUCAGAAUAAAUUUCGGUUUUUUAAUUCCGCCGUCCACCAGUGGUCGCGGUCAAACGCAAGCGCGCGCGCGCCCAUACGUACGCACGCACGUAAGGCGGCGUCGGAGGCGGCGGCUGCAGCGGCGGCGUUCGGCUACUCUACGGCGGCGGGCAGCUACACCGGAGGCGACCUGCCCGCAAACCACACACAGUCCUAAUGGCGCACGACGGCAUUUGCCGGCGGCUCGGCAUCGUCGUUUUGGUGAUCGUGCCGUGUUUGCUGUUGAUGGUCCAAGAAACGCAACAGGCGGCUUGUAGAGGAUGCAGCAAUCCAUUUAAAUGUGACUGUAAAGGAAUUGUUGGAGAACCUGGUGAUAAGGGUAUUUUUGGACUACAAGGUUCAGAAGGAGCCCCAGGAGAAACAGGUCCGGAUGGUCCACCAGGAACAAAAGGAGAAAAAGGAUCUAUUGGAGAACGGGGAGAUCUUGGUUUAAAAGGAUAUCGAGGUGAAAAUGGUUUACCUGGCUCCCGUGGAAUUGAUGGCGAUAAAGGUUAUCCGGGUGUAGUCGGACCACCAGGACUGAAAGGAUUAGAGGGAUGUAAUGGAACGGAUGGUCAUGACGGACUUCCGGGCGAAGACGGAGUUCCUGGUGAGCGAGGUCUCAUAGGACUUGAUGGUCUACAGGGAUUACGAGGUGAUCCUGGGGAUGGAGGUGCAAACAGUAAAGGCCUGAAGGGCGAAAGAGGUGAAUCAAGUUCGCCAGGAGAAAAAGGCCAACCAGGAUAUCCAGGAAUCGAAGGUGUACAAGGUGAUAUUGGUAUGCCAGGAGUACAAGGACCUACUGGUGAUCCUGGAUAUGAUGGACUGAAGGGUGAUGAUGGUGACUCCCAACCAGGGCUUAAAGGUAAUAUUGGAGAUGAUGGAGAUCGAGGAGAACCAGGACUCCCAAGUACAAUAUCUGAAAAUGAAAAAAAUUUGGAUCCUCUUCCGGAUUCUACUGCAUACAAAGGGCUUCCAGGAGAUCGUGGUCCAAGAGGAGAAAACGGAAUACCUGGUCCCAAAGGUGAAAUUGGCACUAAAGGUCUAAAGGGUCGCCCUGGAUAUGAUGGAUUCAAAGGAAUAAAAGGUGCACAAGGUAAUGUAGGUCAAAGAGGAAAAGAUGGAAAUGUUGGUCAAUUUGGUCCAAGUGGCAUGAAAGGCGAUAAAGGAGCUCCAGGAUACUCAGGAUUAGCAGGCGAAGAUGGACUUAAAGGUGAAAUUGGUGAACCUGGACGUGUAGGAAUUCCUGGAGUGCAAGGUGGUGAAGGAGAACCAGGCAUAUAUGAUCCUAAUUUAGAUGAAAUUAGGAAUGGUUCUGAAGGACCUCAAGGACCAGUUGGUCCUGAAGGUCCCAGAGGAGAAGAUGGAUUACCAGGAAGGAUUGRUCAACCAGGAAUUGUAGGACCACCUGGUGAACCAGGACCACCAGGUAUUCCUGGAUCAAGAGGUCCAAAAGGAUUAUCUGUAAAAGGAGAACCAGGAGUUGAAGGUUUGGCUGGACCACGGGGAGAACAAGGACCUCUAGGAGUUCCAGGACCUGUUGGCCCAAUUGGUGAAAAAGGAAUUCAUGGUGUAACUGUGUUUGGGCCCCCUGGUGAAGAUGGCCGCAUGGGUCGUGAUGGUUCUCAAGGACCUAAAGGAGACCAGGGUGAUCAAGGAUUUAAAGGACCAAAAGGUUUCCCCGCAACACGACCAGGAGAACGAAUUGUUGGUCCACGUGGAGCUCCCGGUAUCCCAGGAUCUUCUGGUAUACCUGGAAUGCCCGGUUUUCCUGGAUUUCCUGGUAGAGAUGGAUUAAAAGGACUUCCGGGAGAUGAUUGUGGCUACUGCAGUCCAGGCAUUGAUGGACCGAAAGGUGAUGUUGGAGUUGAUGGACAAAAUGGUGCACCAGGAGCUCCAGGACUUGCUGGUUUAAAUGGAUUACGAGGAGUUAAAGGAAAGAUGGGUGCACCUGGAUUACCAGGUUAUAAAGGAUCAUCUGGAAGACCUGGGUCAACAGGACUGGCUGGAUUACCUGGAAUGCAAGGAGAGAGAGGAACACUUAUAUACGAAGAUUCUAAUACAGAAUUAAUACCAGGUGAAAAAGGUCCAAAAGGAUUCCCAGGCAGAGAAGGCGAUAUGGGUUCAAUAGGCUUGCCUGGACUGCCUGGAUUACCUGGCCGUAUGGGUAGAAAAGGAAUGAAGGGACAUUAUGGAGAUUCAGGAUUACCAGGUACCGAUGGUCGUCCUGGAGAGCAUGGUAGAACUGGAUUAAAAGGAGACCCUGCUGAUGAAUUAAAUCCUGAAAACUUAAAAGGAAACGAAGGGUAUCCUGGUAUUUCUGGAACUAAAGGUGAACAUGGUAAUCCAGGUGCUGAUGGUGAACCUGGUGAUAGCAGUCAAUAUACCGCUACUAAUAUAGGAGAAAGAGGCAUUAAAGGCAUACCUGGUGAAAAAGGUCAACCUGGAAGUAAAGGACAGAAAGGAGUAGAAGGAGAUCAAGGUUUUGUUGGAUUUGCUGGCGCAGCUGGUCCUCCUGGUAUAGUAACUGAAGGUCCUCCCGGGUUAAAAGGAUAUCCUGGUACUAUGGGCGAUCAAGGAUUAAAAGGAGAAGAAGGAACUCCAGGAAAACCAGGUCCUAUUGGAUUACCAGGUCCACCAACUCAAAAAGGAGAUCGUGGAGAACCAGGUCAAAGCAUAUUAGUUGGAGAAAUUGGUGAUCGUGGUAUUAAAGGAGAAAAGGGUGAACCUGGAGAAGAAGGAAUUGAAGGCAAUAGAGGUUAUCCUGGUUUAGAUGCAGAAGUUGGGCCAAAGGGUCAAAAAGGCAGUCCUGGGAUUAUAGGCCUAGCUGGAAGACCGGGUAUAAAAGGCGAACGAGGAAUAUCAAUUAGAGGACCUCCUGGAUUACCUGGAGCACCAGGAUUAGCUGGUUUAUCAAUUGGUUUCGGUUCAGUGGGCCCAAAAGGAAUUGAUGGUGAACCUGGUUUAAAUGGAACUAAAGGCUUAAAAGGAGAAUGGGGAUUAGUUGGACUCAGAGGAAUAGAUGGUGAUCGGGGUCCGGAAGGUAAACAAGGAAGAAAUGGACAAAUGGGAAAACUAGGUGAUACUGGUCCAACUGGUGAUACUGGCGAUAAUGGAAUUCCAGGACUUAAAGGUUUUGAUGGAAGACCAGGUAUUUUUGGUCAAAUCGGUGAAAAAGGAAGCCGUGGAGAUUUUGGUAUGGAAGGAGCACCUGGAUUAAGAGGACAAAUAGGUGAAAAGGGACUCACAGGAAACCAAGGACUUCCUGGACUUCCUGGUAUAAGGGGGGAUUAUUCGUUUAGUGGCCCGAAAGGAGAAAAUGGUGCUACAGGAAGAGUUGGUGAUAUUGGCCCUACUGGUUAUCCUGGAUUGGAUGGCCAAAAGGGUAUGCGAGGUGACAACGGAACAACAGAAAUUGGAUUAACCGGUGAAAAGGGUUCUAAAGGAGAACCUGGAAUUGAUGGCAAACCUGGACAAUCAGGACGAAAGGGUUUAAUGGGAGAUCUAGGUAUGGUGGGAGAUAAAGGUAUUAUUGGAGAUGAAGGUCCAAAAGGUUACCCAGGAUUAAAAGGGCGAUCCGCUAUUCCAGGAUUAAAGGGACCUCCCGGAUCACCUGGUGUACCUGGUGUACCAGGUAAUAAAGGUCAACGUGGAUUAGAUGGCAUGCCUGGUGAAAUCGCAAAACCAGGAUUGCCUGGAGAUCCUGGAUACAGAGGUCCUAUUGGUUUUGAAGGUCCAAAAGGAUUCAAAGGACCUUCUGGAGAUCCAGGUUAUGAAGGAUUUAUCAUUGGAACAAAAGGAGAAUCUGGAGACCGAGGUCAUGUGCAUUUAAGAGGUUCUGCAGGUCCACCUGGUUUACCAGGUUUGCAAGGAAUUAAAGGAGACAAAGGUGUAAGGGGUGAUGACGGAGCAAUUGGACUUGUCGGAUUUACAGGAAUAUAUGGAAUUAAAGGAGAACAAGGUGACAUUGGUCCUGAAGGUUUACCAGGUAUCCCUGGCUCUAACCCAGAACAUGGUGAAAAAGGAAGAAGUGGUAUAGACGGCGUUCCUGGAAGCCCUGGAAUUGAUGGACAAAAAGGAGCACCUGGGGAGUAUGGAAAUGAUGGGAUCCCAGGAUACCCUGGACCACGUGGAAUAAGUCCAAAAGGAGAAAAGGGAAAAUCUGGUCCAAGAGGUGUAUCUGUCCAAGGUGAACCUGGAGCUGAAGGUGUUCCAGGAAAGAAUGGAGAACCUGGAAGGCAGGGAUUAAAGGGUGUAAAGGGUGAACCUGGUAUUGCAAUACUUAGCCAAAAGGGAGAACAGGGCAAGGUUGGUCCACCUGGAUUAUUUGGAUUACUAGGGGAGAAAGGUGAAAUUGGAGACACUGGGUUUGAAGGGAUGCCAGGUGUACCCGGUUUAAAAGGAUUACAAGGUUUACCAGGACAACCUGGAAAUUCAGGAUUUAUGGGAAUUCCUGGUUUUAAAGGAAAAAAAGGAGAUAUCGGAGAAUCGCUGUUUUAUAAUGAGACUCAGCUCAGAGGAAUGCCUGGUGAUGAUGGAUAUCCAGGAUUGACAGGCCUGCGUGGACAACCUGGCGAUCCCGGAUACGAUGGACGAAAUGGCUUGCAAGGAGAAAAUGGUGAUGAUGGUUUCCCUGGCUUACCUGGAAAAAAAGGUCUAAAAGGUUUCAAAGGACAAAUGGGAAGACAAGGAAACCAGGGAAAAUAUGGUCCAAGAGGAUAUCCUGGUCGACCUGGAUUGCCUGGUAGUGAUGCUCUGCCAACAAAACCACCGCCACACCAAGGUAAUUUCUUCACAUAUCAUUCUCAAACGGAUAUUAUUCCAGCUUGUCCAAAGAACACUGUUCAACUCUGGUCUGGUUAUUCGCUCUUACAUUUCAUGGGCAAUGCUAAAGCACAUGGACAAGAUUUAGGUGCACCUGGUAGUUGUUUGAGAAAAUUCAAUACUAUGCCAUUCUUAUUCUGUGACGUAAAUGAAGUAUGUAAUUAUGGGAGUAGAAACGAUUACAGUUAUUGGCUAAGUACACCAGAGCCAAUGCCUUUAAUGAUGACACCAAUUCUAGGUUUAGAUAUUUCAAAAUUCAUAUCAAGAUGUUCUGUGUGUGAAGCUCCAACAAAAGUAAUUGCAGUACACAGUCAAUCAAUGGCUAUACCCGAUUGUCCAAAUGGUUGGAGUGAGUUGUGGAUUGGAUACAGUUUUAUCAUGCAUACCGAUUCCGGUGCUGAUGGUGGUGGUCAGUCAUUGGUCAGCCCAGGUUCGUGCUUGGAAGAGUUUAGACCAAGACCAUUUAUUGAAUGCCACGGAAUAGGACGCUGUAACUUCUACACCACUGCUUAUUCGUACUGGUUGUCUACAAUAGAAGAUCGAGAUAUGUUCAGGAAGCCUCGGCCCCAAACACUCAAACAAAACACAUUGCAAACACGUAUCAGCAGAUGCUCAGUGUGUUUGAAAAAUCGAUAUUAAGCUAUAAAUUAAUUUUUACAAAGCUAUCUUUUUUCAUUAUUAAUAUUUCUUUUAUAAAUAUUCAAAUAUCUAUAUUAUAUUAUUCAUAAAAUUGAUGUGUUCUGUUAGGCGAAAAGUCAUUAAUAUUUUUAUUUAUUUAAGUAUACCUAUAAUAUAACAUUAUUUUUAUUAAUUAUACCAAUGUGA
Molecule: messenger RNA, 5996 nt
Organism: Diuraphis noxia (Russian wheat aphid)
Lineage: Eukaryota; Metazoa; Arthropoda; Insecta; Hemiptera; Aphididae
Biological process (GO): extracellular matrix organization
Cellular component (GO): collagen trimer
Molecular function (GO): extracellular matrix structural constituent conferring tensile strength
Source: RefSeq, a predicted model, not a curated record